This is a messenger RNA of Synchiropus splendidus (mandarinfish), 2157 nucleotides long. RefSeq names its product otoraplin-like. The transcript has 4 exons. Bases 979 to 1488 code for a protein of 169 amino acids. The record is from RefSeq and is a predicted model, not a curated record. Lineage: Eukaryota; Metazoa; Chordata; Actinopteri; Syngnathiformes; Callionymidae. Gene Ontology annotation, molecular function: protein binding. Gene Ontology annotation, biological process: cartilage condensation.
UAGUCAUGGUAGAUGGUAGAGUCCAUUCUUGAUGAGCAGGUCGGUACUAGAGUCUGUUGGAGUGAAUCAGACUCACAAGUACUCAGAAGUCUGAGCCCUGGGUCAAGUGAGGGGAAGAUGGCCUUUAUUUGUUUGACUUUUACUCAUAUAUUUAUUAUGAAGACCGAAAUAACUAGAUAAAGGGGGGUGGAAUUCCAAAUUCCAACAACACAUGGAUCUCAUUUUGAGAUCUUUUUAAGGCAUCCCCUGGACAUUUCGAGGUUGAGGUCCAUUAGGAGGAGGCCCCGGGUGGAUCCAGACCCCAUGUCAUGCGUAUGGGAUGGUGUACAGUACAUAAAAAAUACCAUUUGGCAACCCCCAUAUUCAGCAACCUUCUGCUCUUUUAAGGGAUACAUUCUGCACCCCGCAGCUGGAAAGGGCGUUUAGGACUCGUUGUUUCAUCCACUGAGUGAGAGUGUGAAACCCAUUAAAUGUACAUAUAAUUAAUUUUUUAAUAUUUAUGUGAAGACAGGUAAAAGUACUGAUGAUGAAAGACUAUUUAGGCCUUGCCUCAUUACCGAUUUCCGAAAAGCAACAGAGUCAUCUUGCGGUGAGUUGACGUAAUUACACGUAUUAUCACAUUGAAAAGAAACUUACCAGUAACGGAUGCUGGAUGUUACUUUCUUUCUCCUCCCUACGUCCAGUUUUGGUGAUAUUUAAAUAACUUAAAUCAAAUUCUUUUGUGUCUGAUUGAUCCAUGUUGCAGGGCGACUGAAGGUGACUGUUGUGAAUGUGAUGUUGCAGAACUGUCCAGCAGAAGACGAAGUUAAGACAAUACAAAAAAAAUAUUAGUCCUAAUAAUCCAGCGUUUCUGCCAAUACAUAAUCUGUUUUGGUGAAACGAACCUCUUGGGGACGCAACUGGUGAUGAAUUUCAGUCACAGCAGAUGUUCCUCAUGCCCAAAAUCGAUGGUUCUACAGACAUUUCAGAAAGUCCCCGAUGACUGGGCGGGUGCGCUCUGGUGUAAAGGCACGUCCCAUUUCUCUCCCUUUACACGGAGCAGACUUUUUCGCGAGGUUCUUCAAGUUCCUAACGUGCGCCUCUUCUGCUCGGAAGAAGAUGAGACGAAGUCUUCUUCUUGCCGUUUGUGUGGGACUCCUCCUCCACCAGUCAAACGCUGUCUACAUGGAUAAACUUGCAGACAACAAGCUCUGUGGAGACGCAUCCUGCUCGUACGCGAUCUCCAUGGCCACCGCCUUGGACGACUUCAUCGCUCCUGACUGCAGAUUCAUCAACAUAAAACGGGGUCAGAUGGUGUACGUGUAUUCUAAACUCGUACCGGAGGAGGGCGCUGGAGUCUUUUGGUCAGGAAGUGUGUACAGUGAGCGCUACACACACCAGAUGGGCGUGAUCGGAUACUUCCCAGCCACCGUGGUCAACGAGACGCGGAUCUUUUCCAAAGAUCUUGUCAAAAUUCCCACAGCUGACAUGGACUUCUACUGCGAUUAAGGGCUCUGACGUCAUCACCGUUGUUGUUACGCAGCACAUGACACGCUGACGUGACUGUGACACCUAGUGGCCUUUUUGCAGCUCAAGUUAUGUUCUCUUCUAUACUGCUUUUUGUACACGACAAACACGACACAAUUUUACACGUUCAGUAUGUACCGUUUUUCACUCAAGGUUUUUCAAUGCAUUGUGUAUUUCCACUUAAUAUGCAGAUAGAUUUGAAUAAUAAAAGCAUUUCACAUUUCUGCAGGUACUGCAUUCAAUAAUUAAAAAAUAAUAAUGAAAAAAUAUCUAUACUUCUAUCAAUAGAACGGGGCAUGCCUCUGUGAAACUUGCAUGUGAUAGAGUGGUAUAUUUUACUCUUUACUGGCAAUAUUAUGCCCCAUCACAGUAGGCAGACUGACUCUUUUGUUAAAUCACAGACAAGAAUUGGUCAGGGGUGAGAAUACAUAAAAAUAACCCAGAUAAUGCAUGUCAUAUUUUGUCCUAAUAAAUGCCUUAUCUUGAGCCUGCAGGUGUUAAAAUUGAUCUGAGGGCAAUAGAAAACAGUGCAGUACAGAUGCUGGGUCUGUAUGUGGUGUUGAGACACACUGUGAAAAAAAAGGAAAUAUAAAAACUAGAAAUGCACUCAGAGAGUGCACACUUGCACCAAGCAGCUACUUGUUCAGCGCA